Molecule: messenger RNA, 1239 nt
Organism: Trichoderma atroviride IMI 206040
Lineage: Eukaryota; Fungi; Ascomycota; Sordariomycetes; Hypocreales; Hypocreaceae
Source: RefSeq, a predicted model, not a curated record
AUGAGGCUCCUCUUCGUGCUCUCGCUCUCUGGCCUCGCCAUUGCCAGCGCCGCCCACGAGAGAUACGCGGCUCUGCCAAUUAUACCAGAAGGCUUGACGCCGCGAUAUUCUUUCGAUAGAUCACAGCCGCUCUCAAAGCGCGACGAAAAUUGUGGUGACAACAGCCAUCCCUGCCUCGAUAUCGGCCACGGCGACAUCUGCUGCAAUAACGAUAGCUACUGCUUUUUAGACACAUCUUUCAAGCCAAAAUGCUGCGGCAUCGGCCUGACUUGCGCUCCCUCAAACCCUUGCGCUGCGUCUGCUGUACGCUGCACCGUCACAACCACCCUCACCUUGACCAGCACGUCUUCGCUCUCAAGGGCUCAGGGGAAAGAAACUACCAUAACGAGCAAAUCCACAUCCGUUAUUACAGGAUGCUGUGGGCGCUCCUGUCCUAGCACGAGCCAGUAUCUUUGCGCCAAAUCACUUGGCGGCAAUUGCUGCCCAUUUGGCACCAACUGUCAGGAAGACAAGAACUGCGUCUUUGUCAAGACACAGCCUCCGCCAGGCGUGGUUCCUGCUGUAACUGGAAGCUGUACGGCAAGCCAGUUUAGAUGCUCUGAUGGCAACGGAUGCUGCAACAACGGCGCAACGUGCACCUCGUUCAGCGGGUCGGCGUACUGCUCUACCGCUACCGGUGGUCCUACGAGCACCCUUGCCGCGGGCAGUGACGGCGGCUCAUCUUCUUCUGGAGGGCUCUCUGCCGGAGCCGAAGCGGGUAUCGCUGUCGGAAGCGUGGUUGGAGGUGGACUUGUUGUCGCGGCAGCCGUGUGGUAUUUCCUCAGAAGACGGAGAUCGACGGCACCGGUGAAUGGCGUAUACAACGUCGCUGAACUACAACCCGGAGACGUCAACAGAGAUGCCGGGGUGGCUCCGAGUGGUCCUACCAUGAGUACCGCGCCAGCAACGCCUCGAACCUGGCGACAGCGCUGGACAAUGGCGUCGUCGCUCACUCCUUCAGGGGCUGUAACCGACGCAGGAACGAUAAGGUCUCCGUCGUCGGCUCCAGAUCCGGUCGAGAUUGGCUCGGAAGGGCUGUCAGAAAUAGCCGGCUCGGAGGUUAUGACGCCCAAAUCCGAAAUGACCGGCUUUGCUUUGACAGGGCUUCGGACGCCGGAGACGAUAGACGGCCGGUUUGAAUUGGGUGGAACGGAAAUGCCCUGGCCGCAACCCUCGCCAGCCAGUCCCGAACCCAGUCCC